Rotaria sp. Silwood1 is the source of this 957-nucleotide messenger RNA. The record is from the annotation of a GenBank genome assembly. NCBI's taxonomy places the organism in Eukaryota, Metazoa, Rotifera, Eurotatoria, Philodinida, Philodinidae.
AUGAAAAAUACACAAUGUAAUACUAUGAUGCUACUCUCAAUAAUUAUUUUCUAUAGUCUGAUCAAAUCAAGUUAUCAAAUUGUUUAUUCAUGCAAUACAAGUGAUUCAUGUGGAUGUUCAAGAAAUUCAGCAAUAUUGACUAAAAUUGUUGGAGGAGAAUCAGCUGGUACAGCGACAUGGGGUUGGGCCGUAUCAAUAUCUAUUGCAGGUAGAUAUUUAUGUGGUGGAUCUAUUUUGUCAAGCUCAUGGAUAAUUACCGCAGCACAUUGUGUAAAAGAUACGACAGCAUCUCAAAUUUCUAUUUAUGUUGGUUCAAAUAUUCAAUGGACUGGUAGUCAAAGUCGAGUGGUAUCACAUGUCUAUGUACAUCCAAAUUAUAGUUCAGUUGGUUAUGUUAAUGAUAUUGCUCUACUUCAUCUUACUUCUCCAUUGACGAUGAGUGAUCCUAAUCUAAGUGCUAUAUGUUUAAAUUUUGUUAAUUCAACAAUACGAAUGACAGAAGAAUGGCCAUCAGUGAAUACUACAGUUGUAGCUAUCGGAUGGGGUACUAUGAGUGAGAGUGGUUCAUCACCAACAAGUCUUCAGCAAGUUUCUUUGAAAAUUAUCGAUCGUCAAGCAUCCACUUGUAGUAAUUUGAUACAUGAUUGGCAAGUUCAAUUAUGUGCUGGUGUUCCUAAUGGUAACAAAGAUACAUGCUAUGGAGAUUCAGGUGGUCCUUUGAUGAUGUUUACGUCAAAUAAACAAUGGGUAUUAGUUGGUAUAACAAGUAAUGGUGUUGGAUGUGCACAAGCAGAAUAUUCUGGUGUUUAUACUCGUGUAGCUGCCUUUGAAAAUUGGAUAAAUUCAAAAAUAAAUGGUGCUGAUUCAAUUUCAUGUAGUUUUUAUAAGAAUAUUAAUCGAACAUUAGUUAAUUAUUUGACUUAUUUCAUUUUAUCAAUUAUGGUUAUUACAGUUUAG